GUCAAGUUGUAAGAAUCACAGUUACAUAGAUGAUUUUAUUAAAUUUUAAAAUAUACGUAAGUGAAUAUACUUAUGUACCUACAUAUAACAGUAGAACAUUAAAAAUAGUGAACAUAUGACUCUAAUAUAAUGGCUGUAAAAAUGCUCUAUCGAGGGCCAAGUUCAAGACUUGAAAAUUUAAUUGAAAAGAUACAGGCUACAAAGGAAAUUGAAACUUCAGAUAUAUACUCAACGCAAACAUCCUCAAACUAUUCACCGUCUGUAUCGGAUGGCACAUUAACACCAAAUUCGGUACAAAAUCAUGAACACAUAACACCACAUCUUGCUCAUAUACAAACCAUGCAAUACUUUCCGCAACAGCGUUCCGACGGAGGUGUUAACCAAAACGAAAAUCAAGGUAAACGAGUUAAUAUUGACGGAAACGAAAUGGGAGGUAAUGAAGAUGCCAAACCAACAGAAAAAAGUUCUGCGGAGACACUUAACACAACUAAACUUGAAGAAAGCAAUGUUAAUUCGAAUAUUCAACACAAACGACAAGUGCGCCUUCAUCGGCAGCACCUUUACCACCAUGGAGAGUAUCACACUGCGAAGCUUGUUACAAAACUGAGAAAAAUCGAAAGAGUCGCGACAAAGUUUGAUAAGUUGACAGGAGAUGGCAUUAAGGGAAGCAACGUUGAUGGGUCUUAUCAAUGUCAGUUCUGUGAAAAAUCAUUUCCGCGGCUUGGUUAUUUAAAAAAACACGAACAG
Molecule: messenger RNA, 747 nt
Organism: Bactrocera dorsalis (oriental fruit fly)
Lineage: Eukaryota; Metazoa; Arthropoda; Insecta; Diptera; Tephritidae
Product: zinc finger protein 423 homolog
Exons: 2
Source: RefSeq, a predicted model, not a curated record